Molecule: messenger RNA, 2757 nt
Organism: Closterium sp. Naga37s-1
Lineage: Eukaryota; Viridiplantae; Streptophyta; Zygnematophyceae; Desmidiales; Closteriaceae
Source: the annotation of a GenBank genome assembly
AUGGCGGAAGGCCUCUUCGCCUCCGCGGACAUGGCGGCCAGUGGAGCUCGAGGCGCCAUCUCCUCCUUCCUCACCUCCCUCGCCAAUUCCUACCCGUCCCCCCGCAACUUCUCCCCCUUCCCCGCCUUCCGCGCCCUCUCUGCCCUCCUCUCCCCGCUCCUCUCCCCACUCUUCUCCCUCUUCCCGUCCCUCCCGCCGUCUCUCGCGCAUCCCGUCUCCUCCCUCUCUCACGUCAUCACCACGCGCGUCCUCCCCUCGCGCCUCCUCCCAGCGGCCAACUACCUCCUCUCGCCACCCUUCCUCUACACCCUCCUCCUCACAUCCGUCUACGCGCUCCUCCUCUUCCUCCUCUUCCGCCUCAUCACCUCCCCCGCGCGCCGCCUCCGCCACAUCCCAGGCCCGCCGUCCCGCUUCCUAGUCGGCAACAUCCCAGACAUAGCCACCCGCGAGUUCCACAUAUGCCACAUGGAAUGGGCGCGGCAGUACGGCGCUCUCUACAAGUACAUGAUGGGACCGCACCCCAUGGUGAUCGUCUCAUCGCCCGAGCUCGCGCGGGAGGUGUGCGAGCGGCGCUUCGACGCGUUCCAUGAUCGGUUUGAGCUGACGCCGAAUGAGUUCACGGCUGAUAAGAUCAUCUUUGGCAAGGGCAACUACUGGCGCCGCGUGCGCGCCGCCGUGGUGCCGCUGUUCCACUCGUCGCGCCUCGCGAGCUACUCGCCGCUCAUGAACGAGUGCAUGGACGACCUGCUCCGUAAGCUCGACAGUCUCGCCCAGGGAUCACUCGCAACCUCACCAUCCCAGCAGCAGCAGCUGCAGCCGCAGGCACUGAAGCCCCAGAAGCGCGAGACAGAAGAGGGCGAAGCAUCCCCACUGGCAGAGCCACCGGCGUCCCCUCCACCGCCGUUGGAGCCCACCUCUCCUGCACUCGAACCAGCGCAUGCAGCCACUCUGGCUGAGCCUGAGAGCACACCUCAGAGCGACUUGCCAGAGACUGUGUGGGCUGGAAAGGGCAUGGCAGCAGCAGCGCAGGAUACGAGCCCUGAGAAAGAGGUCGGCCCAGCAGCAAAGCGGGCAGCAGAGGUCCCAGGGAGGAUGGAGGGAAGGAUUGGGGCGAGUGGGGAGAGUGAGGAGGGUGGUGGGUAUGUGGAUGUGUCGCCCCUGUUCCACCAUGCGUCGGUGGAUGUGGUGGGGUCUGCUGUGUUUGGUCGUCGCUUCUCCACGUACGAUGGUGGCAAGCUGGCUGACGCGCUGCAGACCAUUCUCGAGCAGUUCAACAUCUCGGGGAGCAAAGCACCGUGGUCGGCGCCAGUGCAGCUGUUCCAUCUGCCUCUGGGCAUCUUCGUGCGCCGUGUUUUUGAGUGCAUUCCCGGCACUCCCGAGCGCGCCGGCUGGCUCGCCAGGCAGUACACCGCUGCUGCAGUCCUCGCCUGCCGGGAAAGUUCACAGACAGAGGGCGCUUCUGCUGCUGCUGCUGCUGGUGCGGAAGGGGGAGAGAGCGUUGCAGGAGCGCAAGCAGCAGAGGCAGCAGCGGCAGUGGUGGGGGGAGAGGAACGGGAGAAGGAGAAGCCGGAUUUCAUAUCAUGGCUGUCGAACAAGACCCGCCUGGACGACGGGUCGAAGCUGUCACUGAAGCAGGUGCAGGCUGUGGCCAUGGAGAUGGUUCUAGCUGGCUCUGAGACUGCUGCUACGACUCUUGGCUUCAUUGUUUACUACGUUGCCAAGAACCCCCAGGUGGAAGCACUGCUACUGAAGGAGGUGGACACGACCAUCCCAGACAAGCUUCCAAGCUACGAGGAUCUACAUCUCUUCACCUACACCGAUGCCGUGGUCAAGGAGACUCUCCGCAUUGUGCCACCCGCGCCCAACAUCGCGCGCCAGGCAACCUUUGACACAACCCUCGACGGCCGGGCCAUUCCCAAGGGCACGCGCUUCUUUGUCGAUGCGUACAGCAUUCACCACGACCCGAACCUCUUUGCCGAGCCUGACGCGUUCAAGCCGGAGCGGUUUCUUCCCGGGGGGGAGGCUCUUGGGGAGAAUCGGCCGCCGUGUGCGUAUAUUCCGUUUGGUGCGGGGCCGAGGAAGUGCCUGGGGUAUAAGCUGGCGAUUCAGCAGCUUAUGAUUGGUGUGGUGCGGAUUUACCGGCGCUUUUUGUUUCGCCUUUCCGAGAAGCAGAUGCAGGAGGAGGUUCCGAACCUGAGGCUCGGCGUUUCUAUGGCUGCUGUGGACGGGAUUCAAGUGAAGGUUUUGUUUCUGGCUGCCCCUUCCUCCUCCGCCUCCUCUCCUGCAGCAUCUGAUUUUCUUUCCGGCGCCAACGCACGGACACCUGGCUUGGUAGUAAGAGGGAUGGCAGCAGCAUCAGCAGCAGCAGCAGCAGCAGCAGCGGGAGGGGCGGGGGCAGUGAUGGCGGAUGAGCGAGCGGGUGAUGCAGUGGUGGUGUAUAUCACAGUACCCAACAAGGAAACAGGGCAGAAGCUUGCAGCAUCGCUGGUGGGAGCAAAGCUAGCCGCGUGUGUGAACCGAGUCCCUGGAGUCGAGUCAACCUACUGGUGGGAGGGAAAGAUUGAGACUGAUAACGAAGAGCUGCUUAUAGUGAAGACACGGCGUGCCUUGCUGCCUUCUAUUCAAGAGCACCUCAAGGGGAACCAUCCUUACGAUGUGCCUGAGCUCAUAGCGCUCCCGAUUGUGGGCGGCAGUGAAGCGUACCUCAAGUGGUUGCAUGACAACGCACCUGUGCCGCCAACGCAGCCGCAUGCUUAG